Molecule: messenger RNA, 1688 nt
Organism: Branchiostoma floridae (Florida lancelet)
Lineage: Eukaryota; Metazoa; Chordata; Leptocardii; Amphioxiformes; Branchiostomatidae
Exons: 7
Coding region: 42-1688 (548 amino acids)
Biological process (GO): detection of mechanical stimulus
Cellular component (GO): membrane
Molecular function (GO): calcium channel activity; protein binding
Source: RefSeq, a predicted model, not a curated record
UAUCAAUUUUAACUUUAUAGAAAUUCAAUAUUUAGUCAUCCAUGCCUUUUCAGAGCCACAUCGCUCUACAAACCGCAGUGGCCGACAGCAUUGCUCUUGGACAAGCAGCAAAGCUCGCCAAAGCAAACUCCAACAUGGCCAUUGUUCCCAAAGUCUCCACAAUCCCAUCGGAUGUUCCCGGUGCGGACUACGUCUACGUCGUGUCCGUCCGUACGGGAACCCAGCCUGAUGCCGGCACGGCGUCUGUGGUCGGGCUGAUGAUCACAGGGUCAGAGGGCAGGACAGCCAUGGUCACUCUCAACCCUGCAGGCCUGAUCCUAGCCAGAGGAGGUGACACGUACCACAUCAUGACGACACCGGCCUCAAUCGGCGAGCUUCAGUCUGUACAGGUCUGGCACGACAGCUCCGGGAAGGGCGCCAUGGAGUCACUCUUCAUAGACAACGUCAAGGUCUGGGACGUACAGACAUCACAAGGAUUCAGUUUCCCUUGUUACUCCUGGCUGUCCUCUCGUAAAGGAGACGGUAGGACAAUAAGGACCUUGCAGGCAGCUGAUGGAGAAAAGCGCAUGUCCGAGUAUACCCUGCCGACGUUUCUGUACCUUCUGUACGACGACCAUCUGCUCCUGUCAGCCGUGUGUAACUCCGGCGUGAGACACUUCAGCCGGGCGCAGCGCCUGGUUUGCUGCCUGGCUCAGACCACCCUGUGGAUGGUGGGCAGCGCCAUGUGGUACGGGGUCAAACUGGGUGCACACGAUGUCAUUUUGUUCGACGCUGGAGUCAUCACUCUCCGUCUAUCGGAACUGAUUGGUACUGCAGCUACAUCCUUCACAGUGUUCCUGCCAGUUUACGUCAUCCUCGUGCCGAUGUUUCGCAAGCAGCCUGCGUUGGAGGAUCAGAUUCCUCCUGGAGUGAUGAAAAAGCCGACAUCUCAAACGACCCGCCGGUUUCCUUACAAGACGGUGGCGUGGAUCCUCGCCAUCCUGACGUCUGUCUGCAGCAGCUUCUUCGUCAUCGUGUACAGUCUGCAGUUUGGAGCUGAGAGAAGCCAGGCCUGGCUAAAGGAAUUCGUCCUGGCAUUCUUAUUCUCUACGUUUCUGCUGGAGCCUGUUCAGAUUUUUCUGACUGCUUACACAAAGGCGGUCAUCAUCGGACCUAUUGUGUGGUCUGUGACCGCUUGUGCUCGGGGAGUUUUGGGGAAGGAUUUAUCGGACACAGGGCGUUGUCCAAUCGGUGUCCUUAAGAAAAAGAGCAGAGAAUAUACAGUUCCCGCUCGGAGGGUUUUACCACCGGUCCCGAGGAAGACCGACCAUGACCCGAACUGGACCGAAAGGAUGACAACAGGUAGAAACAUCCUGGUGCUCCUGGUGUUUCUGCUCAUCUUCACUGGAAAUGCCUUCUACAUCGGGAUUCUGGGCUUCGACAGACACGUCUACCAUAUCAGGACCUCUCUGGAGAACAGCCUGCUAUCCGAGUAUGAGGAGGUCGCCACAGUAGACGACGCCUGGGAGUGGUUGUCGUCUGAACUGAUCCCGUCUCUCCACCCAGAGCGGGGGUACAGCGGGCAGAAGCUCAGCUGGCUGGACAAACAGUUUCCGGCUGGAACAAACGCGUUCCGGAUCGGUCCUGUUCGCCUGGAGAGAAUCACCAAACAUCCAGGUAAAAAGUGUCUUUGGUCCAAUGUGGAUUAG